Dermacentor andersoni is the source of this 1702-nucleotide messenger RNA. Its product is annotated as ileal sodium/bile acid cotransporter-like. The record is from RefSeq and is a predicted model, not a curated record. Gene Ontology annotation, cellular component: membrane. NCBI's taxonomy places the organism in Eukaryota, Metazoa, Arthropoda, Arachnida, Ixodida, Ixodidae.
AUGCGUCACGGCCAGUUCUCAGCCCUAGUUUUGUGCGCGCUCUCCCGGGCCGCGUUUCUGGAUUCGGCGUCCUCUCUCGAGAACAAAGCGACCGCUGGAUUAGUUCUCUUCCCGACCCUCGCGGUCCUCGAAGAGGCCCACGACGUCCAGGAGCAGGCCCUCGAGGUCCGCGACGUCGCCGACGACUUCCAGGAGCGGGCCGACUUCGUCGCGGGCAACAAAUCCGGCCGCCUCGAGCGCGGUCCCUACGCAGUCACGUUCGAUCCGCCGCGCCGAAUCAGCGUCCACGAAAAGAGCGAGGUCGUCGUCCAAGUGUCCUUCGCCAUGGCGGGCGAUCGGGUGGUCGCGGUGAGCAGCGCCGACCCCAGUGUAGCCACGGUGGACCUCUCGAAGGUGACCCUGCACUCGGAGGCACACAGCAGUGCCUUCAACGUCACGGUUCGCGGGGUCUUCAUCGGCUACACCAAGCUACACUUCAGGGUAUGCGAGCUGCGAGGCGACGCCGAGACCAACUGCGUCGAACUGAGCUACGUGGUCGCCGUGCUACGCGCGAGAACGGUGCUGCAGAAGACCUUCCCCGUGGUGGUCGCCCUAAUGCUGUUUCUCAACUUCAUCAGCAUGGGCUGCCAGGUAGACAUGGGAGCCAUACUGGAGUGCCUGAAACAGCCGUUGGCGCCGACCAUAGGCUGCCUCUGCCAGUUCAUCUUCAUGCCCCUGGCGUCCUACUCCAUCGGACUGCUGAUCCUGGAAGAUUCCCUCCAGCGCUUCGGCAUCUUCUUGCUGGGCUGCUCGCCAGGGGGCAGUGCAAGCAACCUCUGGACGCUUGUGUUCAACGGCGACCUCAACCUUAGCAUCACCAUGACGUUUAUCAGCACCAUUGCAAGCGUUUUCAUGAUGCCCCUGUGGGUGUUCCUCCUGGGAAACGGCAUCUCCCAAGACGAGACCAAGGUGUUGACCAUCCCCUACACCAGUCUCAUCGCCAGCCUGGCGAUGCUCUCAGUGCCACUGGCCAUCGGCCUACUUAUCCAGCACUUCAGACCCAAGUUGGCUUUGACGUUGGAGGAGUACUCAAAGCCCGUCACCAUCUUUGUGCUCGUCACUCUGCUGAUCCUGACAGCCACUGUCCAGAGGUACAUCUUCCAGCUGAUAACGUGGCAAGCCGUGCUGUGCGGCGCGCUGAUAUCGUGGAGCGCGUACGGCGCCGGCAUGCUGUGCGCCCUGGCGGCGCGCCUCAACCGGGCGCAGAUCAUCGCGCUGGCCAUCGAGGUCGCCUUCCAGAACAGCGGCAUCGUCGUCGUCAUCAUGUACAUGUCACUUCCGCGACCGGACUCGGACCUGGUCAUUGUGCCCGUCGUGUACCAGACGAUGCUGCAGGGAGUCCCGCUCUACGCGAUUCUCGCGGCGCAAAGGAUCCGGGCGGCUUGCUUCUCCUACGGCGGGCCUGUGUCCGUGAGCGAGAAGUCGCUCGCCGAAGCGGGCUCCUCCAAACCGGAAGCGGGCUCCUCCAAACCGGAUGCGGGGGCGCUCGCCGCUUCCGGUUCGGAAGCCGGGGACACGGCGGCCGCCUCGUGCACGCCUCACAAGGAUGUCGCGUAACACAUGCGUUACACGUGCACGUCUCCGUCAUGUUGAACAUUUUGUGCUUAAGUAUAAUAACGUCAGUUACUCGUCACAGUUGAUCGUCAUACAGUUUCUUUUGUUG